GGAAAUUAAAAUUAAGGAUGACGAGGACAGAACAGACAUUGGCAUUCAUGCGGGUCCUGGGAUUCGGGAGAUGACGUG
This is a messenger RNA of Gryllus bimaculatus (two-spotted cricket), 78 nucleotides long. Lineage: Eukaryota; Metazoa; Arthropoda; Insecta; Orthoptera; Gryllidae. The record is from the annotation of a GenBank genome assembly.